Meloidogyne enterolobii is the source of this 325-nucleotide messenger RNA. The record is from the annotation of a GenBank genome assembly. Lineage: Eukaryota; Metazoa; Nematoda; Chromadorea; Rhabditida; Meloidogynidae.
AUGAAUGGUAAAAAUUUUAAUCUUGAGGAGGAGGAGGGUGCUUAUAUAUUUUUGUGUAUUUCUGGCAAAAGAAAAUCGGGAAAAGAUUAUAUAACUCGUCAAUUGGUUAAUUUACUCAACAAACAAUUUCCUUCAAUAAUUACUUCAAUUUGUACAUUAAGCGAGCCUUUAAAGAAAGAAUUUGCUAAAAUUAAUAAUUUAAAUUUUAAUGAUUUAAUGAGUGAUGGAAAAGCUAAAGAAUUGGUUAGGAAAGAAAUGAUUGAAUUUGGAGAAAAAUUGAGAAGAGAAGAUUUUGGGAUAUUUUGUAGGUAAAUUAAUUGGAGGG